GAAUGAACAGAUUUUUUUCCGUGCAGCAAAGGGAAAGUGUGUGUAUUUGUGUGUUUCCCGUUUGGAAAUUAUGGAAUGUUGAUUCUUCUUCAAAAUAGUGGAACUGUGUGAACAGCAGCACAGUGAUCGCUUCACACGCGCAGAUGAAAUGUCACAAGUGCUUACGGUCGUGACGAACAACCGAUUUGUUACGUGAUAUCGUGUGCAAAGAAAACCUUCCAAGCGUGUGCUUUUGUUCCCUUACGCCCUUACAAGAAAGAAGUAGUUGAUUGCAAGGGGUGAGCGGAAGAAAAUUUCGAUUUCACUUCGCAUAAUGCAGUAAGAGUUCCUGAAGAUAUCCAGCCUACAAAAACAUCUCCUUCGCCUACUGACUGCGAGGAGCAGAAACUAUGAACAUCGCUGGAACUCACAAACGGACAUAUCAACCGUUGGCCCAACAAGAUUUCGAAGACGCUCAGUAUCAGGUGUCCAGCGGUGGAAGCAGCGAUUCGGAGCCGGAACAGUACGGUGAAGGUGACGAUCCGGAGGCAGCACUAACCACCGGCCGCAAAUGGUUGCGGUCGGCGCAAGGUGUCAUCGAUCCACUGGGGGCUGGUGGUAAGGCGAACAAGAAUUCGGAAAUGUAUAAGGAACUCGUCUUCUCUGGCAAACAAAACCUCCGCCGGUACCUGCUGUUGGGUACGGUUGCUGUAAUACUUACCGUAGUUGCCGUCGCGCUCGUCGUCAUCCUAACCGCCAGCAACGAUGAUGAGAGUGGUCCGGAAACCGCUCCCAUCAUACGGGAGGGCGACCCGAUCACACUGGAAGACUUUCUGCAGGGUCGUCUAUCCGCCAGCGGCUUUACCGGCACCUGGACCUCCAAUGGGAAAAUCAUCUUCCGCGAUGACUUCGGCACGGUGAUGGUGUACGAUCCGGAGCAGAACGACACCAAGACGCUGCUCGGGAUCGCCAACGAGGAGCAGCUGCAGGGCUUCAAGUUUGAUCUCUCGCCGGAUGGAAAGUAUCUGCUGGUGGCGCGCGGCUACAGUAAGAUCUUCCGGCACAGCUACCUUGCGAUCUACGAUAUCGUGGACAUGGCGACCAAGCAAAUCACUCCAGUGAAUGUCGGUGGACAGCGGCGUGCUCUAAAUCUCGUCGAGUGGAGCCCUGUGAACCACUCGUUCGUGUUCGUGUAUCAGAACAAUCUGUACUACCGGGAAACUCCGACCUCAGCGGAGGUGCAGAUCACGUCUGAUGGUAGCCCCAGCGUUUACAACGGCAUACCGGACUGGGUGUACGAGGAGGAGGUGUUCUCCACCAACAUUGCCACCUGGUUCUCGCCGGACGGUGCCCGCAUCGCGUUCAUUCGCUUCAACGACACGGAAACGCCGCUGAUGAAGAUUCCAAUCUACGGACCACCGGGCAAUCCGGACUAUCAGUAUCCGCGCGAGCUGACGCUACACUAUCCGAAAGUUGGCACCAAAAACCCCGAAGUGCAUCUGUUCCAGUACGAUCUGGGUGCGCGAACGCUGCAAGAGAUUGAGCCACCGACCGAGUUGGUCAAUCAGAACCGUGAUCACAUCAUCACGAGCGUUGGCUGGACGCGCGAACGGCUCGUCACGAUCUGGAUGAACCGGGUCCAGAACCAUGCGAUUAUACGUUCCUGCACACCCCAAGUAGUCGCCGGUACGCCCCAAUGCUUGACGGUGCAUGAGAUCAACGAAUCGGCCGGAUGGUUGGAUCUGUUCAGCGCACCCGUCUUUAACGGCGACGGAACACACUUCCUCGUCAUUGCCUCCUCGAUGCAGGGUGCGGCCGGUGGGUUUAAGCACGUCACCAUGAUCUCCACCACGCAACGUUCGGCCGUACCGCUGACCAAGGGUACGUUCGUUGUGCAGGAAAUCCUGCGAUGGGAUGCGAAGAGUAACAUGAUCUUCUACACGGCCAAUACCGCCAACGAGUCGCACGUGCUGCAUGUGUACGCGAUGGAAGGUCGACAGGAUGCACCGGUUGCUCAGUGUCUGACGUGUGACGUGGAGGUGGGCGCCAAACAGAGCUUCUUCAACGCGCAGAUGGGUCCGAACGGGGGCAACUAUUUGGUGCUGGAAGCACGCGGUCCCGAUGUACCCUGGACGCACGUGUUCCACUGGAGUGUGACUGCCAAUGCUGUGCAGCUGAAGCAGAUUAGGGUGUGGGAAGCGAACGACUUCCUUCAACGUGCGCUCAAGGGGAAAGCGAUUCCACGUGUGGAAAUACACGAGAUCGAUCUCGACAAUGGCUUUACGGCGAAGGCAAUGUUGCUGAUUCCACCCGGCACGAAUACUUCCAGCGCGGCGGUGAAACAUCCGAUGCUGGUGGAUGUGUACGGUGGUCCAAACUCGGCCAACGUUGUCGGCAGCUGGUCGAUCGGUUGGGGUACCCAUCUGGCCUCGAACCGCUCGGUCGUGUACGCUAAGAUUGAUGGUCGCGGCAGUGGACUGCGUGGCGAUCGUCUGAUGUACCAGAUCUACCGCAAGCUCGGUACGGUGGAGGUACAGGAUCAGAUUACCGGUGCUCGGAAGCUUGCGGAAAGCCUGCCCUUCAUCGAUCCGGCCCGUGUUGCCAUCUGGGGCUGGAGUUACGGUGGUUACGCAUCGGCAAUGGCACUCGCGCAGGACACCAACCACGUGUUCCAGUGUGCCGUCUCGGUGGCACCCGUUACCGAUUGGCUGUUUUACGAUUCCAUCUACACGGAGCGGUACAUGGGCCUGCCGGCGCUAUCGGACAACCGGAACGGGUACGAAACAUCCCGACUAACCGCACUGCACGAAAGGUUCCGAAAUCGGACGUACCUGCUGGUGCACGGUACGUACGAUGACAACGUGCACUUCCAGCAAGCAAUGCAACUUUCCCGCGCACUCGAAACGCACGACAUCAUGUUCAAACAGGUGAGUUACCCAGACGAAGAUCACAGUCUGGCAGGUGUCCGGCCCCAUCUUUACCACACGCUUGGUAAAUUCUUCAGCGAGUGCUUAAAGCUAGACUAAUGCGCAAGAAGAGACAGUAUUUGUGUUCGCAUUCCACAACCGGGCUCCGGGUUCAGUCUUAACCGUCUUCGUCUCAUCGGAUCCGUUCCACACACAAAAACGCGCGGGGAUCCUUUGCAGUGAUUUUAUUUUUAUAGUGUCUCUAAUGGGGAUGCUACAUGCAUAGAAAAACCUUAUGCCUGUACAUAAUAGUUAAGGCUAGUAAAACAAAAUAAAAAGCAGAAAGUUGUUAGUGGUCGUCAGUCCCGCCAGGGGAAGCAUUUGUGUCGCUGAACGAUUGUGGAGACAUGUUUUAAAACUGUGUACAUAUAUAGAGAGGAUGAUGUGCAGUGUUUGCAGGAACGGAAAAUUCAACAUAAACACAUACACAGAGCAGAGCAGUGCGGGUCGGUGCAGUAGCAAGUACAACGUGUUUGUAAAACACUAGUCAAAGUACGUACACUUCACACGUACGUCACACCACAUCACGGGAAGUGUGUCUACGGGGGAGGAAAUACGAUAUUCCACACACUCCUCUACGAAGCAGUGAACAUUUAUGAAAACGAUAGAAUGGGGUAUUAAAGAAAUAGAAUAUUAAUGUUUUGUUUUACUCGAACACCA
Messenger RNA from Anopheles moucheti, 3605 nucleotides. It is a transcript of the gene ome, whose product is annotated as venom dipeptidyl peptidase 4. The transcript is spliced from 6 exons. The coding region runs from base 390 to 3005 and encodes 871 amino acids. The record is from RefSeq and is a predicted model, not a curated record. Lineage: Eukaryota; Metazoa; Arthropoda; Insecta; Diptera; Culicidae. Gene Ontology annotation, molecular function: serine-type peptidase activity; dipeptidyl-peptidase activity. Gene Ontology annotation, biological process: proteolysis.